CUGCUCCACAUAAGGAUGGCAGCUGGUGCAGAGAGUUCUUCAAAAGUUGAUAAUUGUAAUACGAAGAGUGGAAGCAGUAGAGUUUCGGUUUCAACGGUUGCGUUGUUUACGUUGGCGAUGGCAGCUGCUACUGGUUUAGGUGCAGUGCCGUUCUUCUUUGUAGAGCUUGAUCCGCAAUGGGCUGGGUUGUGUAACGGAAUGGCUGCAGGUGUUAUGUUGGCUGCAAGUUUUAAUUUGAUACAGGAAGGGCAGGAGUAUGGUUCUGGAAGCUGGGUUGUUACUGGAAUUUUAGCUGGUCGAGUCUUUAUUUGGUUAUGUAAAAAGUUUCUUGAGCAAUAUGGAGAAGUAAGUAUGUUGGAUUUAAAAGGUGCUGAUGCAACAAAAGUUGUUCUUGUUAUUGGAAUCUACAAAAGUUCAAUUGAAAUGAUUGAAAAUGUACAGUCACUUCAAAAUCCAAAUGAGUGCUAUAAUAUGGGUAUAAUUUUUUUUACUUGA
Medicago truncatula (barrel medic) is the source of this 495-nucleotide messenger RNA. RefSeq names its product putative zinc transporter At3g08650. The transcript has 2 exons. Bases 16 to 495 code for a protein of 159 amino acids. The record is from RefSeq and is a predicted model, not a curated record. Lineage: Eukaryota; Viridiplantae; Streptophyta; Magnoliopsida; Fabales; Fabaceae.